CACAAGGAGCGUUUUGUUCAUUUUUCUCUUUCAGCUUCAUAAAAUACUACACACUUCCUCACAUUAUUCAUCCUCUCUUUUCCCUUUUCUUGUGUUCAUAUAACUCAAACCAAAAUAUACCGUCUCUAUCUAUCUAAAUCCCAACCCAUUUCAUAUAACGUCAAAGAAAGUUUCUUAUUCAGAAAAACAAGGCGAUGGAUUUUGAAUUUGAUGAUCAAGAACGGUUUUGUGCGACUCCUAAGCUUCCUUUGUUCUCGAUUCCAUUUAACAGAGCAUGUGACACUCCAGGGCUAGCGACGCCGCCUGUGAACAUCGCUGGAUCAGUACCUUUUCUAUGGGAGGAAGCUCCGGGAAAACCUCGCGUCUCUGAUGAGAACAAACCGCUGGCUUCCAAGCAGAACGAAAGAGAAGGAGGAGGAGGAGGAGUCGUGCGGUGCCUUGAGCUUCCGCCGAGGCUAUUUUUUCCAGCCGAUGAUGAGCCAUCUCCGACCACAGUUCUUGAUGGGCCUUACGAUGUACCUCGCCGGUCUUUAUCAGUGAUAAGGAGAAGCGAAAGAGCCUCUGAGGGUAGAUUCGAGUUUUCACGUUCCACCAAUAGCCGCUGCUGCGACGGUGGCGGCGGUACAACGGUGAAGAUUAGUAGAGUUAGAAGAAAAGGAAGCCUCUUGAAUCUCUCUCAUUCCAAAUCGCAAUUCUUGGCAAGGGUUUACCAAGGAUUUAAGCAAGUGAUCCCAUGGAGGCGGAGACAAGAGAAUCUUCCACGGAUGAGUUCUUCCAAUAUUUAAAUCAAAUCUCUUCGAUUUCUUUUAUAAAUCAUUAAAUCUUUAGUUAAUUUUAUAGACUAAUAUUAAUAUCCAUCUGUAUACAUAUUACCACAUAAUUUACAGACAUGAGGAAAAGUUUAUUCUUAACUUUUUACCAAAUUAAACCCUGAAACUACACUGUUCCUCUAGAUAAAUAGGAUUAUUGUAAUUAUACUUGAAAAAGGUAAAAGAAUAGGGAACAUCUUAAUUCUUAAAUGAAGGAGGACAAGAGCAUUAUGCAAAACCAAAAAUUUAUUAUACAAAACAUAACUACAUGACCUUUCUAUUUGCAGUUGCUAGCGACA
Messenger RNA from Arabidopsis thaliana (thale cress), 1108 nucleotides. RefSeq lists its product as uncharacterized. NCBI's taxonomy places the organism in Eukaryota, Viridiplantae, Streptophyta, Magnoliopsida, Brassicales, Brassicaceae. The coding region runs from base 195 to 785 and encodes 196 amino acids. The transcript has 2 exons. The record is from RefSeq and is marked reviewed.